GGGUAUUUAGGAAAUGGGUUGUAAAGGACAUCUAUCAUCUGAACAAAACAGACUUGGCAAGAAAACAUGAAAUAAAAAAUAUGGGGCGUUGGAUUCUACGCUGGGAUCUUUGGGACGAAAAGUUCAAAUCUGGAAAACAUAAUCGAACAGAUUACUUGAUGUAUUCAAGAUGGCGAUUUUUAUACGAACCUCCUAUUUCAAACAUUAUCGAUUUUUUCAAAAAUUUGUAA
Molecule: messenger RNA, 230 nt
Organism: Meloidogyne enterolobii
Lineage: Eukaryota; Metazoa; Nematoda; Chromadorea; Rhabditida; Meloidogynidae
Source: the annotation of a GenBank genome assembly